CAAAAGCAGGAAGGGGGGGCUUGCGAGCACAAGUUGGUGGUGGAGGGGGUAGCUUGCGAAGGUGUCAUGGCUGCUGCCAUUGAGCUUAGUCUCUCGAGCAGUGGUGACAGGAGUCUGGAGCGGAGCUGCAGCCCCAAUCUCUCCCAAGAGGUGCUCUGCGAAAUCUUUCGCUCUCUGCAUAGCCUGGUGGGACAACUUAACCUCAGAGAUGAUGUGGUGAAAAUUACAAUCGAUUGGAACAAGCUCCAGAGCCUCUCAGCAUUCCAGCCCGCUUUGCUCUUUAGUGCACUUGAGCAACAUGUUUUAUAUUUACAGAUGGAAUUCUGUUCUUCUCAGCCUUUUUUAGCAAAGCUGCAGCCUCUGAUUAAAGAGGAGAAUACAACUGUUGUUGGAGAGAUAGAAAAAACAGAAACGGGGAACAAGAAUGAAGUAAAUGCCAAAUUUCCCAUUAGUGACCUACAAGAGGAAGAAAAGCACAAAGAUUGUGAUUUAGGAGAUGUGAAAAAGACACAGAUCCAUUAUGAUCCAGAAGUAGUUCAAAUAAAGGCUGGAAAAGCAGAAAUUGACAGACGAAUAUCUGCAUUUAUUGAAAGAAAGCAAGCCGAAAUCAAUGAAAACAACGUCAGGGAAUUUUGCAAUGUUAUUGAUUGUAAUCAAGAAAACAGCUGUGCAAGAACUGAUGCUGUUUUUACUCCUUACCCGGGAUUUAAAAGUCAUGUAAAAGUUUCUAGAGUUGUGAAUACAUAUGGACCACAGACGAGACCUGAAGGAAUUCAGGGGUCAGGUCAUAAACCUAACAGCUUGCUCCGAGAUUGUGGCAAUCAGGCUGUCGAAGAACGACUACAAAAUAUUGAGGCUCACUUGCGAUUGCAGACAGGUGGUCCAGUGCCAAGAGACAUUUAUCAGAGAAUUAAAAAACUUGAGGAUAAAAUCCUGGAACUGGAAGGAAUCUCUCCUGAAUAUUUCCAAUCUGUAAGCUUUUCUGGAAAAAGAAGAAAAGUUCAACCACCUCAAAACAGAUCCUCCUUCAAGACACAGUCUCGCCUGAUGUGAUCCAGUUUUAGAGGUGCAGCUAUAAGCGGCUGCUCCUCAAGUCUCCAACAGGUUGUUGUAAUCCCCAUCCUGCCUGAAUGACCUCCUCUGGGUGUAUCAGCACGUUUUACUACCACCACGCCAAAGAUACAAUAGGAAAGACGUCAUAAAAAUGAUCAAUUAGAAAAAGAGGUUGACUUAGAGGUAGGGAAAAAAAUCUAGAAAAAAGGAUCAAAUAGUGGUCACUAGUCUGCCCUUAAAUAAAUGUCCCCAGUCUGUUUCUUGACCCUCUUGGCAGUAGAAUAAAUUCCUAAAUCAUGCCUGACGGUCCCAGGAUCUGUCCAUUAGAAGGAUUUCCUUUUCCCAUCAUCCUUCAGACCUUCUGAAAGGCAUUAGAGUUGACCUCUCUCCACUUCAGUAAGUAUUGUCUGGGACCAGCAACCUUUCUACUUGAGUCAGAACCUCCAGAAGAGACUAGGACCAACACCAUAUUGUUGUGAGUUGGUAUAGGUGCCUUGUUCUUCUGAUAACUGCCCCAGAAUUUUAGUGAGCUUUCAGUCCUUGUCCUUGAGUAGUACAUCCUUGACUAAAAGGCAAUGCCAGGAAUUUCUGUGGGGUUAAGCCUGCUUCCUUGAUUACCAGGCUACCUAAUGACCAUUCCCUCAGGUUUUUUGUUAUUUUGGCUCUUCUUAGACCCAUUGUUCUUAAUGGCUUUGUCCUCAAGAGAAUAAAGGAGGCAAAGUGGAAAAAGGCUGCAGAACAGGAAGCACUUCUUCCAUAGUCUAGCCCUAAAAAUCCCUUCCCUCCACAGAUUACAUUCCAAUCUAAGGAAGCGAUUUACUAGGGGUCAGGAGUUAGCAUGGGUGAUAGUAAUCAACAUAUUUAUCCUGCAAAAAAGGGCUAGAUUUCACAGACUAUUGUAGCUACUGCUAGAUAUCUUCAAUUGCUAGGCUCCUGAGCCCUGAGCUUCUCCAAAUUCAUGAGGAGUAUCUGAACCUCGUCUUCAACAGUCUUAGUAGAAAAGACUUCCCUUUAUGAAACAGAUACAUAAGCCCUGUCUUUCCCUAUCUGCUUUUAGCCACACAACCUGGUAGAGAAGACUUUUCACCACUGCAUUUUAAUCACGUCCACAGGGAAUUAACCCAUUCCUACAUUUCGACAUUUGACAACUUUUAAAUCUGAAGCUUUGUCUUUACUGACAUGUGGUUUGGGGUCCCAAGAGAUUUGGGACAAUUGCUUAGCUACUGUGCUGUCUCUUACCUCCAUUCUACCAGUUUUCCAUGAAGAGGGAAUCCUUUCUGUCACUCCUAUCUUUGCACCACCCCUCUGCCUUGACUCCACAGUUAGUUCUUCCUUUUCACUCAGAGUCUGUUACUUGCAAUCCCAUUGCUAGCACUAAUUUCUGUUUUAGGGAUUUGUUGUUUUCAAAAAACAGAAACCCAACUCUAACUUAAGUAAAGGGGUGUUAUAAAGAAUAUGAGUAAUUAAAAUUGUAGGAAGUUCAGCCAGAUUUUGUCACUGUCUCCCCCUCACUGGGUCAUGUUGCCUGGAUUCUGAAUAUCCUUUUCAUUUUGCUUGACCUCUCUGAAAAUGUCUUCUUUUCUGCUGCUUUGCAGUCUAGUUUUGCGUAAGACUUUGAGGUCUGUGGUGCUGCUAUCUCUGAUCUAGCUCUUUGGCUCUGGUGUCCCAUAUUUAUUUAUUAUGAGUCAAAAUCUGAAAAAAGAAGAAUUUAUAUUCAAAACUGUCUACCCCUGCACCAAUUACCUGUGGCCUGAGUGUUAGGAUAUCCAAGAACAAAAAGAGGCGAGGCACGUGCACCCAGUCCUUUGAGGAAUGAGGGGAACUUCCGGCAAAGAAAGCAUGGGCCAAAACUCUGCCCCUGUGACCCAGGCUGAUGAAAAGUCCUGUGAUCCAAGGCUUUAUAAAGUUUUUAGUUCUCUAGGAAAUACUCCCCCACCUCCAUGACUUUAACUGAGAUACUACGUGGGUCCACUGAACAAAAUUUUAGCUCUGGGUUUCUUUUUUUGAGCAGUUCUAACUUUAUAAAGAUUGGUAUUUCAUGACUUUUAGUCUUAAUAUUCUCCAAUGAAUAAAGAGAAAAUGUGCUUUUAAAAACAGAAUAAAAUAUCCUUUAAUUCCCAUAUAGGUCCACUGGACCCUUUUAUAACUCUAAGAUACAUUAUGGGAUCUCAGUGAUUUAAUUCUUCCUACAUAUUUUCAAAUAUUUUAUUUCAUCAUCCCAGGAAUUAUUUAAUCAUUACUAAUCAAUUAUUUCCAACUAGACUUUAAAAGACUAAAAUAGUAAAGAAAUGGAAAAAUGAUGGAAUACCCUAGAAGAAGAAUGUAAUAGUAUGUAAUAGUAAAAUAAAUGAUCAUCCUUCAGUUUUCAUAUAGCAUCGCCCAAAGUAUUGCAUUAUAUUUCAAGAAGAUAUAAAAAUUUGGAGAGACACCAUCUUUAGAAUUUAUUGUUUUGGGGUUUUUUUUAAGGCUUUUCGUUGAUUAUAGUUAAUACUUUAGAAUUCUUUGUUUUGAUACAGUGGCGAGUAGAAGGAAAUUAACAGAAGAAUUUCUACAGUUAUUAAAGGAAUCAAAAAGUAAAUGCAAAGAGACAGAGGGCAGUACUUGACACCCUAAUAAUGCUGAUGAGAUUGGCAUGCAAGCAAAAUCUCAGACUAUGAAGUCUAGGUUGUAUACUCUAUUUUUUUUUAAUUAUUUUUAUCAUAUUUUUAGUACAUUCACAGACUGUAUAUUUUAAAUCAUUUUCUCAAACUUAAAAAUGGAUGAGUGAACCAUAUAUUUCUAAGAACAGUUAGAAAAUCUGGUAUUCUUAUCUACUUAUUCAACAGGAUGGGCUUCAUCAUGCAAAUUUUACAAGGACCUGGACCAUCUAAUUUUGCUAAAUGGGCGGUGUGGCUAUAUUCUUUCACUUUUUAUGAUGUUUAUGCACCAAAAUUUACUUGAUACAAUUCUUUUUUUUUUUAAAGGAAUGUUUAUUUAUUUUUAAAAGAUUUUAUUUAUUUAUUUGACAGAUAGAGAUCACAAGUAGGCAGAGAGGCAGGCAGAGAGAGAGGAGGAAGCAGGCUCCCCGCCUAGCAGAGAACCCAAUGCAGGGCUCGAUCCCAAAACCCUGAGAUCAUGACCUGAGCCGAAGGCAGAGGCUCAACCCACUGAGCCACCCAGGGGCCCCUACUUGAUACAAUUCUUAAGUUGAAAAAUGCUGAAGACAGCUAUGUAUACAAAGGUGACUGAAAGGAAACAAGUGAUGUGGAAAUGAAAAUAUUACUGGACUAGUCAGUGACAAUGCUUAUAAAUCUAAAAAUUAAAAUGUUUUGAAGAAAUUGCCAUCCUUCUUCAACAAAAUCAUGUCAUCAGUUUUGCAUUUUCAUGAUGCAAGUGUAAGAAGAACCAGCAGUAUAAAUAAGCUUGAACCUAAUAAAAAUGUAUUUGAAAUCUGGAGUUACUAUUUAUAAGCUGGAUAUGUUCCAGGUUCACACAUGGCAAGUGAUGAGUGGUUGGUCACAUUCAACUGACAUUGUCUAUAUAUAUAUUUCAUUUCACAUAUACAUACACCUCUAAAAUAUGUGUGUGUGUGUGUGUGUGUGUGUGUGUAUAUAUAUAUAUGUGUGUAUAUAUAUAAUAUAUAUGUAUGUAUAUAUGUAUCUUCAAAGCCAAAAUAUAUGAAAUAAAAAUUGUGUUUACAGCUUAAAUUCUUAUUAAAGUUUCUAAUUGAACUACCCCCUUA
This is a messenger RNA of Lutra lutra (Eurasian river otter), 4774 nucleotides long. RefSeq names its product MAP3K12 binding inhibitory protein 1 (gene MBIP). NCBI's taxonomy places the organism in Eukaryota, Metazoa, Chordata, Mammalia, Carnivora, Mustelidae. The transcript is spliced from 9 exons. The record is from RefSeq and is a predicted model, not a curated record. Gene Ontology annotation, cellular component: cytosol. The coding region runs from base 67 to 1053 and encodes 328 amino acids.